Anopheles aquasalis is the source of this 5020-nucleotide messenger RNA. RefSeq names its product Tub domain-containing protein ktub (gene ktub). Gene Ontology annotation, cellular component: cilium. Gene Ontology annotation, biological process: protein localization to cilium. Lineage: Eukaryota; Metazoa; Arthropoda; Insecta; Diptera; Culicidae. The record is from RefSeq and is a predicted model, not a curated record.
UGCAAAAACUGUUAUCUCCGUUGCAUCCGAUAGCAACUUUAAUUGGCCUGGAAUAAGUUACGUGCCCGCGCAUUUGUGUGUGUAUGUGUGUUUGGUGAGCGUUGGUUUAACGGAUAACGGAGGGAGCAAAAGAAGCAAGGAUAUCACGGGCAAGGAUCCUGUGCAGCGUCGUCGUCAUCGUCGUCGUGUCGUGUGUUCGGGAAGUAUCGAUAAAAUAAAAUCCUCUCGGGGGUGCGCCGGUGUUGGACUACGUUGGCCAACACGGUCCACACUUGUGUUUGCUUGUGUGGCGCGCUGUUUUCCGUUUCCGUGAAUUGCAUCCUCACAGGCCGUGCAUUCGUUUUGUGAAUAGUGUACCACUUUGUACAAGCAAAUACCGUUCGUAAACUGCCGUAAGAUUUCCCCGCCGGAAGCAGCAAGCAAAGAAGGGCAACGAGUAAGUGUACGCGAGGUGCGCGCGAAAACGCCAGAUGGUGCUCGGAAGCGGGCCUCUUCGUCUAUUUCGUUGAGGUAGUGGAGGAGACGACGGUGGGAAAGUAAUCAUCGCCGGAAAAGAGAAUUACGCCAGAUCCGGAGGAAGAACCGAGAGGUUGUGGUGGUAUAGGAUUCGGUGCCGUCUAGCGUCUCUCGCGGGUUAACUCUGCCUUGAAUGAAGUGCAGGGAACGGCGGAAAAGCCGUUGCCAACGAGCGCCCCGAGCAAGACGCAGGCGAAGAGAAGGAGCGACGAAGCGGACGACGACAACAUGAGCGCCAACGGUGCGAACGGUGGUAGUGGUCCAGCGCCACCGGCCAACAUGAACCACCACACCACCGUGAACAACAAUAACAACAACCAUGCCAACAGCCGACACCAGAAGCUAGAGCAGCAGCGCCAGCUAAUGGAGGCCUACAUACGCCAGAAACGUGCGACGCCCGGUAUGGUGCAAGCAAGCGAUCUCCAGCUCGUCCGGCCCAUGUCGGCCGUCAAUCGGAAUGGUCGCGAGGUGCACGCGUACGAUGGGCCGAUGCAGUUCAUGAUGUCACCCACCAAUCCGGAUCAGAUCAUCACCACCACACCGGUCAUACCGGUGUCGGGGGCCACUGGAACGACCGGGCCUAAUAUUAGCUCCAAAUCCCACACGACGACAACACCAACAUCCCCGUACAGUGAUUCCACGUUGGACAAGCUAACACCGUCGUCACAGGACAGCGAGGACGAGGAGAGCACCCCGGUCGAUGUGUUACCACUGCCGUCCAGCACGAAAGGUCCCCAUGGUGGUGGUGGUGGUGGUACGGCCGCGUCCUUACUUUACGAUCGAUCCGGUCAGGCCGACCAGCUGCUCUCCCACUCGGCACCGAUUUCGCCCGCGCUCAACAACAACAAUAAUCACCAUCACCGCAACAGUAGCAGCAGCGGGAACGUAAAGGGCACGGAGGAACCCGGCUCGCCACCGAGUGGCGGUGGUGGCGGUGCGCCCGACACCGAGGGUGAUGUUAUCGGGCCGAUCGAACAGUGGGUCACGCAACCGGCCGCCCAGGGCGUGCUGUACAAGUGUCGAAUAACACGCGACCGCAAGGGCAUGGACCGGGGUCUGUUUCCCAUCUACUAUCUGCAUCUCGAGCGUGACUACGGGAAGAAGCUGUUCUGUCUCGCCGGUCGCAAGCGGAAGAAGAGUAAAACCUCCAACUACAUCAUCAGCUGUGAUCCGACGGACCUGUCGCGGCAGGCCGACGGUUUCGUGGGGAAGCUGCGCUCGAACGUAUUCGGCACGACAUUCUUCGUGUACGAUAGUGGCACCAAAAACGAUAUCGACACGACACCCCGGCUCGAUCUAGCUGUCGUGAUCUAUGAUACGAACAUACUUGGCUUUAAGGGACCGCGAAACAUGACAGUGCUCCUACCCGGCAUGACGGAGGAUGAUCAGCGUGUGCAGAUUAGCUCGGUCGAUGGUCAACAGGGACUGCUGGACUGCUGGAAGUCGAAGAACAUGGACAAUGUCGUCGAGCUGCACAACAAGACGCCCAUCUGGAACGAUGAAACGCAAUCGUACGUGCUGAACUUUCACGGUCGCGUCACGCAGGCCUCGGUGAAAAACUUCCAGCUCGUGCACGACUCCGAUCCGGAGUACAUCGUGAUGCAGUUCGGGCGGACGGCUGACGACAUCUUCACCAUGGACUUCCGGUAUCCGCUGUGCGCGUUCCAGGCGUUCGCCAUUGCCCUCUCCAGCUUCGACGGUAAGCUUGCCUGCGAGUAGUGCGAGUGUUUUGCGCGAACGCGCCGUAAAGGAGAGGCGAACCAAAGUAAAUUACUGCCACGUCGAUCUUCUUCGUUCAAACACUCCCUUUACGCCAUUUUACGGUCACCACGGGGGAAGGCGGAAGGAAGGCAGUAGCAUUCGCUCGGUAUAAGUAGCAUAAUCGAAAAGUGUUAUACGACACACUGAAUGGCAUGAUGGGCUGACUCUCACCACGAGGUAGCUGUAAAUUAGGUUUUAUGCGUUGUUUGUGGGGAAGAAGAAACAAUAGUGAUGUGAGAGAGUGAAACCAUAUGUGCUUCGCUGCUGCGUCGGCAAUGGAAGGCUUUUGUAGGUUUAAGGCUGAGAAUGCUGGUGUUAUUUAUUGAAUGAGCAAAGUUUAAUUACGUGGACAAGACAGCACACCGUGUGACCAACGGUGCUAUCGAACAUUGAUCGAUGCGUACAGCAGCCGGCUAAUGAAGGUAUUUAUUAUUAAAGUUGGAGAAUUCUGACAAAAAAGGUUGGCGGUGGCAACAGUGGAUGGCGAGGGUAGAUGGACAACUUUCUGAUUGAUGAUGUACGCUCCAAAGGCUCUAAUGAAAACUUUCCACGAAUGAUUGACAAUAUGGCUCAACGGAGCAGAGAUGAUGCUCCCUUCGGAAGUAAGAAAGCGUCCCAUUCCCAUGACAACAGGGAUGUACUGUUCACAAAAUACUCAUCGCAGGUGCAGAAACCAAUCGAGCAAAACACCUGGCAACCAAUCGCGAGCCGAUUAUACAACAGGAGAGCAUUAAUGAAAUGGGCUCAGAUCGCACCUCAAUCAAAACAAGAUACAAGGUACCCUACUAGUAGCGCAUUGCGACACGUGGUGAACGAUAGUAGCGCAUAAAUGACGGAUAGAGGAUAGGCCAGUUACCAAUCAACGGAAAGCGAUAGAAGAUUGUUUGCACUAGCUAUUGAGACAAAAGUAUUGUACGCGUUUAGGUUUGAAGUGAAACACAAGUAAAAGGUUGUGUGCCGUAAUCAAAAUGAGGAGAGGAAAGGCGAAGUUGUACCUAAAAUAUUCAAAAGAAACUAGUGAAAAGGCGUAACGACUAGCGGCAAAAGUAACUAAUGAUUGGUUUUAGUUGCCUGUUGAUGCGACUUUUUGAAAGACUCUUCGACCGUCUGUUGAGGUGAAAUUUGGUAGCAAAACUUAAAAAUAAGUUUCAACCUUAGGGUGCUAGGGACAAAAUUAUUUAUAAUUGCUUCUCGUUGGACCCUUCUUGCGCAAGACCGUCGUCAACCGUUUCAACGGCUAGUGCUCUCUAUUUGGCCUAAAACAGAAGGUGCGAUAGUAACUAAGCUCAUCCGUGGUUAGAACUACAGCAAGCUUUUCUGCCUUAUCAACAUUAGACGUGAUUCAGCGCCCUUGAAAAAUCCACUGUGCGCUAGUGCGACGAUUUCGUUCUUUACAAAACCGCUUUUCCAUUAGAUUGAAGUUUUAAACGUGUAUGAGAUAGGAAGGUAAAUUAAAAAAAAAUACGAUAUUUCAAUUCAUAGUUGAUUUGCACGAUGUGUGUCAACUCAAUUGCACUAUAAAUAGGAGCCCAAAAUUGGCCGUACGCAGUCGGAUUCGAUUCGGAAUCGUUUCGUCUCUCAACCACACGAAGUGCCCAGCAAUGUAGUUAAUUUUAUACUGUUUGAUUAAAGGAACGGGCUUUGAUACUUUUACACGGAUAAAAUGGAGGCUCAAACCGCUCACAAUAGGUUGAUAUUAUAAGUUUGAACGUGCACAGGUGUGCUUGUGUGUGCCUGCGUGAGGUUUGCUAUAAAUUAGGAUUUCUCCAAUUUCGAUAUUGGCGCCGUAUGCUGUAGCUGCUAGUAUAUUAAGUUUUACCCGCCGUGACACUGCUUUGUGAUAAACAUGCUCACUAAACAUUAAACGCUUGCAAGGAGGAAGAGACAUGAUUAGAAAUGUUCUCAUGGAAGUUAAGAAAAAGAUUCCGUAUUGCAUUGAUUUCAGCACGAACGACGCGACAAGAUCCUUUGGCAAUCAUAGGUUUUGUGUUGCUGCUCAACCAACCAUCCAUUUCAUUCUGUUAAUUAAGUGACAAAAGAGAAAGAGGGAGAGAGAGUGUACGUGCUAGUGCCGGCUCGAUGUUUAGUAUGUAAUUUAACAUAAAAGAUGUCGGAUGUGCGGUUACGGGGAACGCCGGUGGUCGUGCAGAACAAGAGCCUAACUCUGUUUCCAUUGGUUGUCCAAGGAAUAAAGUAACAGUCCAUGUGGCUAGAAGCAAACAGGCAUGCAUCUGAACUCAACUACUCAACAAAACAUAAGUUAACAAGUCUAGUCAGUGGAAUUUGGAGAGAAAUCCCGGUGAAGGAAAAAAAGGGGCAUAGUAAAUGUAAGUACAUUAUUAGCGACCGCAAACGUGCGUCAGAAUCGACUAGGGGCGCAAGAAGUAUCAUACAACACUUAGGACUAACAAUUGACGAUGUAUUCAUGUAGGAGCUAACUAAGGAAAUGGUAAAAAAUCCACCCAGCUAAGAAGAGAAAGUUUGUUAAUACUCCAUUUCGGUGAAUGGAUGGUACUUUGAGAGCGCACGCUGGAUGAAGGCAGCCGUGUCGGUCUUUUAGAACGACAGCCGUUCCUCCUCAGAACGAGGAGAGGUAGAUUGUAAUUUGCGUGAAAUUUUUGCAGCGGUAAAUUAGGUUUUGAAAUAAAUUAGGAAUUCAAAGAAACUGGCUCUCCAGCGUGGAGUGGCGGGGCAUCGCGCCACUGGAACAGAGAUAAUAAAUGGUUUGGAAGGUGAAAACCGA